This is a messenger RNA of Klebsormidium nitens, 3749 nucleotides long. The record is from the annotation of a GenBank genome assembly. Lineage: Eukaryota; Viridiplantae; Streptophyta; Klebsormidiophyceae; Klebsormidiales; Klebsormidiaceae.
CAUUCCCAAGCACUUUCAAUCCAGCAGCCUGAGAGGAGCCUUCGCUGGCCUUGAAGUUGAUGUACAGAUAGGCAUGUCAAGCUUGCUCCCAGAAGGCAGGUGUAAGCAUGAAGGUGCACUCUGAACGCCUACAAUCCUCUGCAAACGAGCUUCACUGAAUUUUGGGUGAACAGCUUCUUUGAUGAGACCGGUAUGCUCAGACGGCACCCCUUUUUGGAUGAGGCCUAGGAAGAACCAUUCCUUGUGACCCCGGUCCCUUCGCAAGCUGCCAUGGCGGUUCUUUCGAACGGCCCCGAGGAGGGCGGCGGCGACAGCCUGGACCGGGAUGUCCCCGAGAAGCUGAUGAAUCUGUCCCGCCCCCAUAUCGAGUCAUAUGACUACUUCAUUGAGAAGGGCAUGCACGAGGCCGUGGCGCGGCUGGACAACAUGGAGAUUACGCAUCCUGUGGACAAGAAGACGCUGGAGAUGUGGGUCGAUAACCUGGUGGUGCACCAGCCAGAGAAAGAGUACACGGACGUGUCAGAGAAGCGGCUGUUUCCCAAUGAGUGCCGGGAGGGUGGCUUGACGUAUCGGGGCAAGCUGACGGCAGACAUCUGCUACCGGGUGGGAGAUGGGCCGGUCCAAAAGUUCGAUCAGAAGACCAUUGGGUCCGUCCCGAUCAUGGUCCGCUCGAGCCGGUGCCACCUGCAGCACCUGACGCAGCGCCAUUUGGUGGCGCGCCACGAGGAGGCGCUCGAGUUCGGGGGCUACUUCAUCGUGAACGGCAUCGAGAAGCUGAUUCGCAUGCUCAUCGUGCCGCGCCGCAACUACGUCAUGGCCCUCAAGCGCUCCGCGUACCUCAACCGCGGGCCCAUGUACUCCGACAAGGCCACCGUCAUCAGGUCUGCACGCCCCGACCAGACGACGAUGACCACCCGGGUGCAUUACCUGGUGGACGGCAAUGCGAACGUGGCCUUCACACUGCGCCGCCAGGAGUUCUUCAUCCCAGUGGGCAUCGUGCUGAAAAGUCUGGUGGAGGCGAGCGACAAGGAGAUUUACGAGCGGCUGAUUGCGGGGGGCGGCAGCCACUUCGUGGCGCAGAGAGCGGAGCUGGUGCUGCGGGAAGUGCACCGCUACGCGCUGCGCACCAGGGCCGAGUGCCUCGCCUUCCUGGGCGAGCGGUUCCGCGCGCUGCUGGACUACCCCGCACGGAUGUCGGACCGCGCCGCAGGGCAGAAGCUGCUGGACGACAACGUGCUGGUGCACCUGGAGCGGCCGCAGGACAAGUUCAACCUGCUCGUGUUCAUGGUGCACAAGCUGUACGCGCUGGUGGACGGCGGGUGCUGCGACGACAAUGCGGACGCGCUGGUGCACCACGAGCUGCUGCUGCCGGGCCACCUGCUCACCAUGUUCCUCAAGGAGCGGCUGCAGGAGUAUUUGCAGCGCACCAAGGCUGUCAUCGAGAAGGACCUCCGCGAGAACAAGGCGAAAGUCGACUUCUCCGACUCUACCUACCUCAAAAAGGCGCUCGACAAGAACGGCGUGGACAUCGGCAAAAAGAUGGGCUACUUUUUGGCAACGGGCAACCUGGUGUCGCAGUCGGGGCUCGAUCUGCAGCAGACGAGCGGCUUCACCAUUGUCGCGGAGCGGCUCAACUAUCUGCGCUACGUGUCGCACUUCCGCUCCGUGCAUCGCGGGGCCUACUUUGCGCAGCUGCGGACCACCACCGUGCGCAAGCUCCUUCCAGAGUCGUGGGGCUUCAUGUGCCCGGUGCACACCCCCGACGGCGCCCCCUGCGGCCUGCUCAUGCACCUCACCAUGCACUGCCGCGUCGUUACCACCGAUCGCGCGCGCGAAGCGGACACCAUCGCGGCGAAUCUGAACAACACGCUGCUCGAGAUGGGCAUGCUCCCGGCGGCCACGGGGCUCGUUCUGCCGAGCCCUCCCAGCCACGUGGCGGUCAUGCAGGACGGGAGGGUAAUUGGAGCUUUGCGAGCAAGCGCGGCGCCCGGUGUGGUGGCGCGCAUGCGGGCGCUCAAGACGCAGGGAGAGCUGCCCGCCGAUCUAGAGAUUGCUCACAUCCCGUUCGAGGAGGGCGGUCCCUUCCCCGGGGUGUUCCUGGCCACCAGCCCCGCCCGGAUGAUCCGGCCGGUGCGGCAACUAGACAGCGGCGAGGUCGAAAUGAUUGGCCCGCUGGAGCAGAUGUACAUGGACGUGCGGUGUCCGGACGGCACGACGGGCGGCGGCGCGGACGUCCGGUUCACGCACGAGGAGCUGCACCCGACGGGCAUGCUGAGCAUGGUGGCCAACCUGACGCCCUGGAGCGACUACAACCAGAGCCCGCGAAACAUGUACCAGUGCCAGAUGGGCAAGCAGACGAUGGGCGUCCCGUACCACGCCAACACGCACCGGCCCGACACCAAGACGUACCGCCUGCAGACACCGCAGAAGCCCAUCGCCCGGACGGGGACUUACGGCGACUACUGCGUGGACGAUUACCCCCUCGGGACAAACGCGGUGGUCGCCGUGCUCGCGUACACGGGGUACGACAUGGAGGACGCGAUGAUCAUCAACAAGUCCGCGAUGGAGCGCGGGCUGUGCCACGGCACCAUGUUCAAAACGGAGACCAUCGACCUAAAGCCGCUGCGCGCGCGCGGGGACGCCAUCACCACAGAGUUCCGCAGGGGGUCAAAGAAGGCGCGGCCCUCGGCCCCCGGCAAGAGCGGGGACCCCAUCGAAAAGUUCAUCGACGUCGACGGGCUGCCGCACGUGGGGCAGCCGCUGCAGUCGGACGACCCGUACGUGAGCGCGGUGAACAAGGUGACGGGGCAGGAGAAGCUGACCAAGCUCAAGGGGAGCGAGAACGCGGUGGUGGACCAGGUGACGCUGCUCGGCGGCGCUGCGGACGAGCCGGCGCAGGCGGUGUCUGUGAAGCUGCGGUACAACCGCAACCCGGUGAUUGGGGACAAGUUCAGCAGCCGGCACGGGCAGAAGGGCGUCCUCUCGCAGCUCUGGCCCGACAUCGACAUGCCCUUCGCAGCAAACACCGGCAUGCGGCCAGACAUCAUCAUUAACCCGCACGCCUUCCCCUCCAGAAUGACAAUCGGUAUGCUGGUGGAGAGCAUGGCGGCCAAGGCAGGCGCGCUCCGCGGCGAGUUCGUGGACGCGACGCCGUUCCGGUCGUCAGUUGCCCGCCAGGACAAGUCGAUAGUGGACCACUUUGGGGAGCAGCUCGCAGCGGCGGGCUUCAACUACUAUGGCAACGAGACGAUGUACAGCGGCGUGCUGGGGACGGAGCUGACGGCCCAGAUCUACAUGGGCGUCGUGUACUACCAGCGGCUGCGCCACAUGGUGUCCGACAAGUUCCAGGUGCGGUCCGUGGGCCCCGUCAACAACCUGACCCACCAGCCCGUCAAGGGCCGCAAGGCCGGUGGCGGCAUCCGGUUUGGCGAAAUGGAGCGCGACUCGCUGCUCGCGCACGGCGCCGCCUUUCUGCUUCACGACCGGUUACACGCGUCGUCGGAUUACCACACCACGGACGUCUGCUCCACGUGCGGGAGCCUGCUGUCGACGCAGUUAAAUGCAGGCGGUGUGAAUGGCCACCCGGGGGGGCCGCGAGGGCCGGGCGAGAAACGGAAGGUGGAGUGCCGGGUGUGCGGGACGAGCCGGGGGGUAGAGCGCGUGGCCAUGCCGUAUGUGUUCAAGUUCUUGGCCGCGGAGCUGGCGGCGAUGAACAUUAAAGUGAAAUUGACGCUCUCGAAAUGAAUGAU